AUUCGGCUCACCAUGUCAGACCCAAUCAACUACAAUACAUUAAUGUCAAUCGAAGUCGGUGAAAUAGACGGUGACGACCUGUUGUUGUUGUUGUUGUUGCUGUAUCAAACCUUUCCCCCAAUGCUUGCUUGAAGCCAACGGUAACGGCCACGGUGAUAGUCAACGGCAGCCAAUAAACAAUUCAGAAAUGGCGGAAAUACCUAUCGUCGUAGGCGUGGGGGAUGUCGUCAAUCGAUCAACUUCAACCGAGGCAGCACUGGAACCAUUACAGCUCAUACUCGAAUCCAUCACAAAGGCUCUAGAAGACACAGACUUGGUCGAGGGGAAGCAGAAAUCCCUACAGAAUGCCAUCGACAGUAUUGAUGUCGUGAGAACGUGGACUUGGCCCUACGAUGAUUUGCCCGGUGACAUCGCCAAUAAUCUGGGGGUGAAGCCACGACACAAGUUCUACUCAGAGCAUGGCGGUAAUAAGCCUGCCAAACUCUUCGAUGAAGCAGCCAGGAGGAUAUCAAAAGGCCAGACCAAAGUCGCCAUAGUGACAGGCGGUGAGGCUUUGGCGUCAUUGACGGCAUGCGCUGCGGCAAAGCAGAUGCCACCUCCGGGAUGGACGAAGACAAAGGAGAGCGUGACUUCGGUCUUCAAAGCCACUGGGAGAGACCGUGGCAUACUAGACCUUGGCCAGGCCCAAGGUAUAACGGACCCAAUCCAGAUUUAUCCCUUGUACGAAAACGGUUUCCGAGCACACCGACAACAAUCGCUGCGAGACAACCACGAGGAGUCAGCGACACUGUACGCCGACUUUGCCAAAGUAGCGGAGAAGCAACCGUACGCUUGGAACUAUGGCAAGCCGGCAAAAUCAAAAGAGGAGAUUGGGACCGUCACCAAGCGAAACAGAAUGAUUUGUCUGCCCUACCCUCUUCUUAUGAAUGCUUUCAACACUAUCAAUCUUGCAGGAGCGUGUAUAUUGACUUCGACAUCCUAUGCGGAAGAGUUGGGCAUACCAAAGACGAAAUGGAUCUAUGCUCUCGGUGGCGCUGGAACGCAGGAUGCGGGCAAUUUCUGGGAACGUCCCAACUACUACUCAAGUCCAGCUAUUGAGCGGUCUCUCGAUGCUGGGCUCAAGGUAUCUGGUCUGGACAAAAGCGAAAUUGACUUGUAUGAUUUUUACUCAUGUUUCCCGAUCGUGCCCAAACUUGCCGCUGCUCAUUUGAAGCUGCCCAUCACCGGGGGAGCUCAAGCUCUGACUCUUCUUGGUGGGCUUACGAGUUUCGGCGGUGCCGGUAACAAUUAUUCGUUGCAUGCCAUCACCGAGAUGACCCGACAACUACGACAGGGCAAAGGUCGAAAUGGACUGAUCCUCGCCAACGGUGGCUGGGUCACAUAUCAACAUGUAUUGUGUCUCUCUACGAUGCGACGACGUGGGGGCACCGCCUAUCCUGACCGUGCACCACUUCCCGAACACGUCACAGACGUUCCUAUUCCGCAGGUUGAUAUCAAAGUGGAGGGAGAGCAGGAGGCUGUGAUUGAGACAUAUACCGUAGAAUUCAAUCGCGACAACACACCGAGAGAAGCAUAUAUCGUUGGCCGACUGAUAAACGGCCAUAGGGUGGUGGCGAAUCAAGGCGACAAGGAGACUUUGAUGCAACUAUCAUCGACCACCACCGAGCAGAUCGGACGUACAGGACGUGUCUACAAUGACGGCAAGCGGAAUAGAUUUGUGCUGAAGAACGUGAUGAUGGGCAAGCUGUGAGAAAUUGCCGUUUGCUCGAUGGAGAUGCCGAACCGUACAUAACUGUGCGCCAUUUUCGGUCUGUCUUCUGUAUCCCGAGAAGGGGCCAGUCAGAUAGGUAAAUAGCCAGCAGUGUCAAGGA
Exophiala oligosperma is the source of this 1871-nucleotide messenger RNA. RefSeq lists its product as uncharacterized. Gene Ontology annotation, molecular function: acyltransferase activity. Lineage: Eukaryota; Fungi; Ascomycota; Eurotiomycetes; Chaetothyriales; Herpotrichiellaceae. The transcript has 8 exons. The record is from RefSeq and is a predicted model, not a curated record. The coding region runs from base 188 to 1750 and encodes 520 amino acids.